Varroa destructor (honeybee mite) is the source of this 3892-nucleotide messenger RNA. RefSeq lists its product as uncharacterized. Lineage: Eukaryota; Metazoa; Arthropoda; Arachnida; Mesostigmata; Varroidae. Gene Ontology annotation, cellular component: nucleus. Gene Ontology annotation, biological process: regulation of mRNA splicing, via spliceosome. The record is from RefSeq and is a predicted model, not a curated record. Gene Ontology annotation, molecular function: mRNA binding; zinc ion binding.
GUCCCACAAUCUCUUCCCUCGGUGGUGUGUUGUUUGGUGGUGGGUAUUAGGAGUUGUAUCGGUAUAGGUUUGUAGUUAGAAGCGGCCGCGUUUUGGAUUGCGGCAGCAUAUGAACCUGGCUUGGGAUUCUUGGAUAAUUUCGAUCGUGCGAGAAAAGUUACAGGCAAGCCUCUUUGGCAAGACAAUGUCUAGGAGAAUAGCAAUAGUAGAUUGAUUUAAGUGAGUGCAGACGCGUCGAGGCAGACCGACGACACCAAUCGUGCCGGCGGAUAUUGAGUGCGUAUUGUAUCCGCAGCGCGCUUCAACCACAUAGGCCGGGCGUCAAUGUAAGCAGAAGGAACACAAACAGGCCACUGUUUGCGGCCCCCAGAGCAAGCUGUAACUAAAAAGUGUAAUUGCUGAAAACGAAACAGUGAAUACCAAGUGAGUGGUUCUUCAACCAGUGAACAGUUUCGAAACUCGUCUUGUAUUUGGCCGACAUGGCGACCGGAGCGAACACUACACCACUUGGCAAUCCCCGUUUUAUGGGUCCCCGGCCAUCAAUAUCGUCCGGUGGUGGUGGAGGGAGUUCGUUACUACGGCCUUCGUACAUAACAGCAGCGGGCGGUCCGCCCCCACAAACCCUUGUCGAGCGUGAUCCCAACCUCGUGCCAACUUCUGGUGGUCUAAAUCAAGGCCCUUCUUCAAUAAAUAUGGUCGGACCCAUGGGAUUGAGUAGUGGCGGUCCUAUGAGCCUUGGCGGACCUAUGCUAGGACAAAUGCCUCAAGGAUUCGGUGGCUAUGGAGGAGCAUUUCCUUCAACCGAGUCUAACUUCCAAAACACAGACUCUUCACAGUACAACAUGCAGCUUGGAGGUGGCGACGCAGCGAUGGGGAGUCUAGGAAACCAGGAGCAACAGCAACACUCAGACGGGCGCAAAAGAAGCCGCAGUAGGGAUCGUAAACGAAAUAGAAGUCGGUCCAGGUCUCGAGAUCGGCGUCGGCGUUCCCGUUCUCGAUCCCGAGACCGACGUCGAAGAUCACGCUCCAGGGAUCGACACCGGGGUCGCUCGAGAUCCCGAGAACGAAGAAGUCGCUCUCGUGGCCGUGGUGGAAAUAGCCGCAGCAGAAGCCGUGAUAGAGAUCGAGAUCGAGAAAACAGCCAAAGUCAGCGAGAACAGACGACAGUAGUAAAUAGCAGUGGAGUGCCUAGCGUUAUGAUGGUGCCGCAACUGUCCAGGUCCUCUAUCUCGCCGUGGGACCAACUUCCGCCAGGAACCAACAUUAUUAACAACAACAACAAUAAUAAUUCGAACCCACCAAUGGUCAUGAACGAGAAUUCGCAGGAGGAUUCACGUGAGGCACGCCGUGAGCGUAGAAAGCGAUCGCGCUGGGGAGGCGGUGCCGAAGACAAGGUGUUUAUUCCAGGCAUGCCCACAAUUCUACCCGGAAAUAUGACUCAGGAACAAGAACGAGCGUAUCUCCUUCAGCUACAAAUAGAGGAAUUAACUCGAAGACUUCGCAUGGAUGAUUUAGGAAUUCCAGCGAACCCAGAGGAAAGAUCGCCCUCACCUGAACCUGUGUAUAAUGCGCAGGGCAAGCGGAUGAACACGCGUGAAUUUCGAGUACGGCGACGGAUUGAAGAUGAACGUCAUGGGUUGGUCCAAGAGAUGCUUAAGCUAAAUCCCGAUUUCAAGCCUCCGGCGGAUUACAAACCGCCUUCAAUUCGCAUCUCAGAAAAAGUCUCCAUUCCUCAAGAGCAGUAUCCAGAUAUCAAUUUCGUAGGCCUGUUGCUCGGCCCCCGCGGCAACACGCUUAAGAAUCUCGAAAAAGACACCGGUGCCAAGAUUACCAUCCGAGGGAAGGGAUCCACUCGCGAAGGCAAAGUUGGCAAGGACGGACAGCCGCAUCCUGGCGAAGAUGAACCCCUGCAUGCGCUCUGUUCUGGAUUGACCAUCGACGCAGUGCAAAAGGCUGUCAAAAAGAUCAGCCAAAUAAUCAAGGAUGUCAUUGAGACACCAGAGGGACAAAACGACCUGCGGCGUAGUCAACUACGUGAGCUUGCAUUGCUCAACGGCACUUUGCGUGAAGGCGACGAUUCAUUCAUGCGCUGCAACAAUUGCGGAGCAAACACACACAAAUCGUGGCAAUGUCCUGAUAGAUUGAACGUCACCAACAACGUUAUCUGCGCAGCAUGCGGAGGAGCGGGACAUAUUGCACGCGAUUGCCGCAAUAAAGGAGGCGCUAGCGGAGGCCUGGGCUGGGGAAACCAAGGCGGCGCCGGAAUAGGCGGUACCGGAAUGGGCUCUGGGGGACCGGGCAAUGCUAAGAUUGACGAAGAGUACAUGUCUCUUAUGGCAGAACUGGGCGAAGGGCCGCCGCCGGAUAUGCAAGCAAGCCAAGAUCAAGGAGGCCACAGAAGCCAUUUCGGAGGGUCGGGCGUCCUCGGCGGUAACCGUGGCGGGCCAAUGAAAGCCCUCGGGGCAGCGGGUGGCCCCCACGAGCAGAGACUGGAGGACGGACAAGGACCCCCUAGCGGAUCAAUGGUGGGUGAGGGCGGGCCACAAGGAGGUUUUGGCGGACCCGGGCAAAACAACGGGGGUGGUUGGAGGUCUGAUGGAGGUGGGUUUGCUCGAGCUGGAUGGAGAAGUGCUCGUCCCAGUGGCUUCAAUAGAGGAGGAGGUCCAGGAGGAUGGGGAGGUAGUGGUCGAGGGCAGUGGAGCAGGGGUCCAAGGGGACUCCCGCCCAGAGUACCACCUCCCGGUCCUCGUAAUGACGGACCUGGCAGUAUGGAUCAAAUGCCACCAUGGGGGGGGCCUAUGGGGGGAAUGGGGGGUGGUCCAAUGGGAGGUCCUCCUAUGGGUAACAUGGGUGGUCCGAUGGGCAGUGGAGGAAUGAUGCCUCCAUGGAGUCAGCAUACGCCCCCACCAAAUAUGUAUUCCGUGCCACCGCCAUGGAUGUUCGGAGGGCCUCCACCAAUGUGUCCUCCACCAGGCGCGCAAGAGAAUACUGGGGCUAGUACGGUGAGUGGGGGCACAGCAGGUAAUACCGAAGAGACUACCUCCAAUGAGAACAGUGGAAUAGACUUUGCGUCACUGUUGAGUGCUCCACCUCCGCCACCACCGCCGUAGAAAUGUGUCUUAAAGAUACGAGAGAAAGAAUUCACUUUACUAGAGUAAUAAUAAUACAUCACAUCUGUAUAACAAUAAAAUGUGCAUGUAGGCACCAUUCGGGAGCUAAAACAAAAAAAAAGGGGCAGAUAUCUACCACUGAACCGCAAGCGAUGAGAUAUGGAAGCGGAACGUGCUGCCUCUCUCAUGUUAUUAUAUUAUAAAGAUUACAUAAAGUCGCACUGAAAUGUUACUAAUUGCAAAUUUAUCACAUGGCAAUCAUCAAUAUUAAAAAAAAAGAAAGUAUUGAACUUUUCAUUAGAAUUACAUCAUAUAGGCGGUAUCAACCACAGAUAGAUGCGCAAAUCACCAAGCGUGCAAACGAAACAAACGUGAGACACCAAUAUUAAGAUGAUGUGAUUAUACUACUACUGUAAAACAAACGCGUAUAUAUAUCGGGCAUCCUUGCGAAGAGUAUGAAAUGCUUGAAGAGAGGGGUAACGUGCUGAUUCAGUCGGCGUUGCGGAACUUGUUUUGAAGUUAUAAAAUCAACCUGCAGUAAGCGUAGCUGUAGGAAGAGCCAGUUAAGGUGACGGGUGCGCUGAUGGCUAGUUCGAAAAAGAUUAAUAGAGUUCAUUGAAUACAAAGGUUGAAGUAAUUAUAAUAUUGGUGUCAAGACGAGUAACCAAAACAAUAUGUGAAAAAGUAAAACACCAAGGUAUGAGGAACUGAAACUUUGCAGUUGUUUAUACCUAUUCAACCGAAUAUAAUUAUAAAAUAAAGGCGAAAAAGGUAUGAGCAUA